Phalaenopsis equestris is the source of this 1633-nucleotide messenger RNA. RefSeq names its product probable polygalacturonase. The coding region runs from base 62 to 1606 and encodes 514 amino acids. Gene Ontology annotation, biological process: carbohydrate metabolic process. Gene Ontology annotation, molecular function: polygalacturonase activity. The record is from RefSeq and is a predicted model, not a curated record. Lineage: Eukaryota; Viridiplantae; Streptophyta; Magnoliopsida; Asparagales; Orchidaceae. The transcript has 6 exons.
AUUCCUGCACUCUACGGAAUCUCUUCCCCGCGAUCAUCUUCCAAUCAACGCAAGGAAAUAGAUGGCAAUUCGUAAAUCCAAAGAUUUCAUCGCUUCUGGACACAACCAGAUCCUCCCGCCUAUAAAUACCAGCACCAUCGUUCCCACUUUUCCCUCUACCUUCUCCAAUCCCUCACUCUUCUUCUCCGCCGUUCUAAUGAAAUCCUCCCACAUACAAAGCAGAACAAUUCUGCUAACGAUCAUCGCUAUUUUCGCAUUCGUGUGGAAGGCGGAGUGCCGGCAGGCGAAGGAGUUCGACCGGCUGCUGUGGUCUGCAGGAUCGCCGGGAGGAUGCCGAUCCCACGUUGCCGAUCUGACACAGUUUGGCGGAGUGGAUGAUGGGGUUACAUCGAAUACCAAAGCGUUUCGCGACGCCAUUGCUAAUCUCAGCGAAUACGCCUCCGAUGGAGGAAGCAUGCUCGUCGUUCCGCCGGGGCGGUGGCUCACCGGGCCUUUUAACCUCACCAGCCACUUCACUCUCUUCCUCCAAGCAGAUGCAGAGAUUGUCGCAAGCACGGAUAUGGAUGAGUAUCCGAUCGUGGAGCCAUUGCCGUCUUAUGGAAGAGGAAGGGAUACUACUGGUGGAAGAUACAGCAACUUCAUCUGGGGUACUAACCUCACCGAUGUCAUCAUCACAGGGGAAAACGCGACGAUAGAUGGUCAAGGCCAGUUCUGGUGGGAUAAAUUUCACAAAAAGCAGCUGGACUCUACUCGCGGAUAUCUCCUUGAGCUCAUGCAUUCGGAGAACAUCCUCAUCUCCAACCUCACUUUCCUUAACUCUCCAGCAUGGAAUCUGCAUCCGGUUUACUGCAACAAUGUCAUCAUUUCUAAUGUCACCGUUCUGGCUCCUGUGGACUCCCCCAACACCGAUGGCAUAGAUCCAGACUCAUGUUCCAACGUCCUGAUCGAGGACAGCUUCAUAGUCUCCGGCGACGAUUGCAUCGCCGUCAAGAGCGGCUGGGACGAAUACGGAAUACGCUACGGGCGGCCAAGCGAACACAUCCUCAUCCGUCGCGUCACCUGCAUCUCCCCCUACAGCGCCGUCAUCGCCCUAGGAAGCGAGAUGUCCGGCGGCAUACAAGACCUCCGGGCGGAAAACAUCGUCGCCAUUAACUCCGAAUCCGCCGUCCGCAUCAAGACCGGCAUCGGCCGCGGCGGCUUCGUCCGGGAUAUCUUCGUCAGGGGAAUGAGACUCCACACCAUGAAAUACGUUUUCUGGAUGACGGGGAAUUACGGGAGCCACCCGGACGACCAUUGGGACCCCAAUGCUCUCCCGGAGAUCACGCGGAUCAACUACAGCGAUUUCGUUGCGGAGAACGUGAGCAUGGUGGGGAAUCUGGAGGGGAUUGAGAAGGAUGUGUUUACGGAGAUUUGUAUUUCGAAUGUGACGGCGGAGCUGAGCGCGAAGGCGAAGAAGGUGGUGUGGAAUUGCAGCUUUGUGGAAGGGGUGAGUCAUGGUGUGAGUCCGAAGGCGUGCGAUGAGCUGCCGGAGAAGGGUUGCUCCUGCUCUUACCCGACGAUUCCGAUGCCGAUUGAAGAUGUUCGGGUUGGGCAGUGCGGGCGGUAGAAUGGAAAAGGUGGUUGGGUUUAAUUA